UGGGGCCACGAGGCUCUCCGCCUCUGAUUGGGUGGAGCCAUCACGCGCAUCCGCCGGAAGCAGGAGGGCUACUUCCGGUGCGGCUGCAGCAGGGUGGCUGAGCUUUGUCACAGAAGGAGAGGAAGCCAUGGUGUGCAUCCCUUGUAUUGUCAUUCCUGUUCUUCUCUGGGUCUACAAGAAAUUCCUUGAGCCCUACAUCUAUCCUGUUAUUGCUCCUUUCAUUAAGCGUGUGUGGUCCAAGAGAGCUGUGCAAGAAACAGCCACCAAGCAAGGCCAAGGAGGCAGUGCUGGAAAUCCACCUUCAGCCUCACAGAGAGAUAAGGGGGAUGAAUCUGGAACUUACAAGUUUGAAAGCAAUGGGGUUGCAAACGGAAUUGCUGCAAAGGGAUCAACAGAAGUGUCUGACAAGAAAGCAGAUUAGAGGAAUUCAUUCCUACGGAUUUCAUUCCCCUUGUGUCCAACAUGAACUGGUGAUUGCUAUUUCUCACACUGAGACUUUGUUCUUUGCACAUUACAGCUGAAUAAAACCCCUUGCCACUUACAGGAGAGGAUCUCUUUUGCCACUACAAUGGCAGCUAGCAAAUUUCUUAUAUGAAAUGUUUGAAAGCUGUGUUAAGUUAUUCUUUGUUUUCCUCGCCGGAGCCACUUUGCAUCUAUAAUCUAUAAUCUAUUUGACAUGAUUGGAGAUUAGAUUAAAUAGUUUGUGGAUAAGUCUAGCUAAAUGUGUUGCUGCUUAGUUUUGCUCGCUGUGAGUGCAAUACUUCAGGCUUCGACUUGAAAACUGUAACCUUGGUGUAGUUAAAGAGCUACUAAUUUCAUUGUGGCAAUAUAAAUAUUAUGGUCAAAAUUAUGAAGAGCAGAGCCUGCCAUGUGAGAUUUGUGGAUGAGCUAAAGGAGUAAUGCUGUGUGCAAAUUUUACUUAGCUUACUAGAAAUAGAAGGACUUGAUUUGAUAUUUUCAGUCAUUUUUUCUUUAACUUUCUACCUUUCUUUCCUGAGAAGGAUCGACAAAGACAUGAUGCAAGGGAAUUGCUGCUUUAUAUUCUGUUGCAGUGGUUUCAAAUGAUACAUGUCUUAUCUUUCAGAAAAAAAAAAAGACAAAAAUCUCUUUCAGCGUGCUU
Messenger RNA from Lagopus muta (rock ptarmigan), 1120 nucleotides. RefSeq names its product chromosome Z C18orf32 homolog (gene CZH18orf32). Lineage: Eukaryota; Metazoa; Chordata; Aves; Galliformes; Phasianidae. Gene Ontology annotation, biological process: positive regulation of canonical NF-kappaB signal transduction. The record is from RefSeq and is a predicted model, not a curated record. Bases 128 to 421 code for a protein of 97 amino acids. The transcript is spliced from 3 exons.